AUGUUCAAAUUUAUGUUCUGGUACUACUGGUACUUGUGGAUCGCGCUGUUGGCUUGCCUGGCACUCGCGGUGCUCUGCGGCUGGUGGCUGUACCGGCGAAGGCGCUCGAGCAUGAUGGACGACGGAACGAUAUCCGAUCGUGCGUCCACCGGCUCCUGCUACCUACCGCCCCAUUACAGCCGCUGCAGCUCCAUCGUCCAGGCCCUACCGCCACCCUACAAUGAGGUGACGGCAAAGCCAGACCUCUACCCGCUGGUGAUCGGGUACGACGACGGCUUCGGCAAAGGGGCCUCGGGCCUCGUGAUGCGUUACUUCAGGUCGCUGUCGCACGCCAGUACCCUGGACUCGCUGAGCUCGAGUUUCAUGUGCAACGUCGUCAACGAGGCCAACACCAUCAUACCGCCCCCCUACUCGUGCAACAACAGCAUCGACGAGCUCUCGAGCGCCGGGGCGGCUGCUUUGGGUGCCGUAGGCGGGACGCGCGAGCGACCAACGAAUUUUGGCGAUGGCUCGUUGGCCUCUCUUGCCAACCAUCGGACCACAUCCGACGUUUCGAGUUUGGCGGCUCAGUCGCCGCUGUCGCCUCCAAGGGCCACAAGUCCCACGAUAGAGCUGCGCGAGCUCUUGGACAAAAUCCAGCAGUUGCCCCAGCUACCGGCAGCGCAGCAAAACCGGCCGCAAGCUCUGUUCUCCCUCGGCCUGUGCCACCAGCGCUCAGCCAGUCCCCCGGACGACGAGCCCACGGCCCCGACGACGGAGGCCAGUGGCAGCAACGGCACCCGCACCAAGCGCACACGGGGCAAGACGUACGUCUCGGUCGGCCCACCACCAGCCGCACCGCGGCCCACCAAGUCCAGGUCGUGGCUGUCGAGAUCGGCCCCAACCACCCCCUCGGGCGCCAACGCGACCGGCUUCCUCGCGAGCCACCUCUACUACCACAACAACAUCAACGGUGCCGGUGGCAACAACAACAACAACAACAACAACCACUCGCACCUGCACCACCACCACCAUCAUCAUCAUCAUCGCCUGCACCACCCACACUUGCACUCCACCGAGGCGAGCAACAGGCAGCAAGCCGUGCCCCUGUUGCUCGCCGAGCAGGACGAGAACGUUCCCGAGAUCGUUUAA
Molecule: messenger RNA, 1131 nt
Organism: Copidosoma floridanum
Lineage: Eukaryota; Metazoa; Arthropoda; Insecta; Hymenoptera; Encyrtidae
Cellular component (GO): cytoplasmic vesicle membrane
Source: RefSeq, a predicted model, not a curated record